Messenger RNA from Piliocolobus tephrosceles (Ugandan red Colobus), 1869 nucleotides. Its product is annotated as mediator of RNA polymerase II transcription subunit 16-like. The record is from RefSeq and is a predicted model, not a curated record. NCBI's taxonomy places the organism in Eukaryota, Metazoa, Chordata, Mammalia, Primates, Cercopithecidae. Gene Ontology annotation, biological process: positive regulation of DNA-templated transcription. Bases 623 to 1453 code for a protein of 276 amino acids. Gene Ontology annotation, cellular component: mediator complex. The transcript has 4 exons.
UCAAAACCACUUAAGCCCCGCCCGUACUUGGAGCCCCACCUCCUGACACUGUCUAUUCUCAAAGCUCCACUUUCUAGCCCGCCGCUGCCGCACCUCGGAGCCCUCACCUCCAUGAAGCUCCUGCAAAAAACCCUUUCUUGGCCACACUCUUUCUGCCCAUUCUCGAAGCCCCGCCUCCCAGACCCUGCCCCUUCUCAGUCCCACCCUUUACCCUUCCCAGCUCCCUGUGCGGGGGGCGGUUGCGGGGGUUGGCGGCUUUGAAAUCUUCAAGUCUCCAUCCACACCCCCACCUUCCAGUAUGCGGCCUGUGUGCCCCUGACCAGGGCUCCAGCCUCCCUCCGCCCACACACUCUGUCCUGCCCCAGCUGUGACCUCUCCCCAAGCUUUAUUUUGCCCUGGGGCCCCUGUCUCUCCACCCGCGCCCAUCAGGGACGGUUUGAAGUCCCUCUCUGCUCUUUGUGGGACUUGAGGCUGCCAGGUCCUCUCGGCUCCCAGUACAGCCACCAGGGGCACUCAGCUGUGAGAGGGGGCGGCUGCUCCUCCACGUGCAGGUGGGGACGUUGGCCUCAGCCAGAGCCGCUUCUUAGUCCUGUGGAGGCUCAGCGAUGGGACAGCUCUCCAGAUGGGGCUGUCCUGGGCCCUGCAGGGCGCUGAGCAGUGUCCCCAGCAUCCACCCACUCUGUGCCAGGAGCACCCCAGUCCUGACUACCACAAAUGUCCCAGACCCUGUCCCUUGCCCCCAGGUCGGGGUUCCACCGAACCCGAGAGACUUCAUCCCAUCACCAUCCGCCCCCCGCCGCCACCCAGCCACUCCGAUGCCUCUUUCCGGCAGGGCUCCCUGCUGAGGCCGGGCCACAGCUUUCUGCGGGACGGCACCUCGCUGGGCAUGCUUCGGGAGCUGAUGGUGGUCAUCCGCAUCUGGGGCCUGCUGAAGCCCAGCUGCCUGCCCGUGUACACGGCCACCUCGGACACCCAGGACAGCAUGUCCCUGCUCUUCCGCUUACUCACCAAGCUCUGGAUCUGCUGUCGCGAUGAGGGCCCAGCGAGCGAGCCAGAUGAGGCACUGGUGGACGAGUGCUGCCUGCUGCCCAGCCAGCUGCUUAUCCCCAGCCUGGACUGGCUGCCCGCCAGCGACGGCCUGGUCAGCCGCCUGCAGCCCAAACAGCCCCUACGUCUGCAGUUCGGCAGGGCGCCCACACUGCCUGGCAGUGCUGCCACCCUGCAGCUUGACGGCCUCGCAAGGGCCCCAGGCCAGCCCAAGAUCGACCACCUGCGGAGGCUGCACCUUGGCGCUUGCCCCACGGAGGAGUGCAAAGCCUGCACCAGGUGCGGCUGCGUCACCAUGCUCAAGUCGCCCAACAGGACCACGGCGGUGAAGCAGUGGGAACAGCGCUGGAUCAAGAACUGCCUGUGCGGCGGGCUGUGGUGGCGGGUGCCCCUCAGCUACCCCUGAGCCCGGCUGCUGCGAGCCACCGCUCUCCCUGGACGCUCCUUGGCGCAGUUAACCUCAGCCCACCUGGCAGGGCCGUUGAAGGCCACGGGCCGGACGCCUGCAUGACCAGCAGAGCUGCCGAGGAAGCCCCUGCCUUUGUCCAGCUGGGCCCGUGGCCCAAUACCGCCCUCCCAGGACCCCCAGAUCCCUGGACCAUCCGCAUCCAGAGGACCGUCUGUGACGGCCGGGGGGUCCCCGCGGACCUCGGGGUGACCCGGCUCGGGCACCUGCCUCGGUUUCCUUGCCUCUCCUGCGGAGAGCGCCGAACCUGGACAAGCUGCAGCUGGAAAGGGCAAGUCCAAUAAACGCCCUCUGCGCCCAGGCCCCCGACCCCACCCACAGCCUCGGUGUGGUGCCCGGGAGCCUGUGUCCUCUUG